UGAGAAAGCCGGUCGUAUCAGCACUUCUUGCACAACAAACACGAAAGAUGCACAUCGAAAGCAUACCCAUGUGGGAGGGGAGCGGCAAUAACUACGCCUACCUCGUCACCGAUGACAAGACAAAGGACGCUGUGAUCAUCGACCCUGCAAAUCCACCCGAGGUACUGCCAGCAUUGAAGAAGGCAACGGACAGCGGCAUCAAUCUCAAGCACAUAAUCAACACUCACCACCACCAUGACCACGCAGGAGGCAAUGCCGAGAUCCUCAAGACGUAUCCACUUCCAAUCAUUGGUGGUAAGGAUUGCGCAAAGGUGACCAAAACGCCAGGCCAUGGCGAAACUUUCACAAUUGGCGAAGGCAUCAAGGUGAAAGCUCUCCACACGCCAUGCCACACUCAGGACAGCAUAUGCUACCUCUUUGAAGACGGCAACGAUCGAGCUGUAUUCACCGGCGACACUCUCUUCAUCGGUGGCUGCGGACGAUUUUUCGAGGGCACGCCUCAAGAGAUGGACACAGCUCUCAACAAGACACUGGCUGCGCUUCCUGACGACACCAAGGUCUUUCCUGGUCACGAAUACACGAAAGGCAAUGUCAAAUUCGGUGUUCAGGUCAUUCAAUCGGACCCGAUCAAGAAGCUCGAGGCUUUUGCAAACUCGAACAAGCAGACUCAGGGCAAGUUCACAAUUGGAGACGAGAAGCAAUUCAAUGUCUUCAUGAGACUAGAUGACCCGGAGGUGCAGAAGUAUACGGGAAAGACGGAUCGAGUGGAAGUAAUGGCAGCCCUGCGGGAGGCGAAGAACAAGAUGUAAAAGUAAAGAAAGAUAUCUAUUUGCGAAGGCGAAAAUGAUUCCCUUCCCAUG
Molecule: messenger RNA, 860 nt
Organism: Pseudocercospora fijiensis CIRAD86
Lineage: Eukaryota; Fungi; Ascomycota; Dothideomycetes; Mycosphaerellales; Mycosphaerellaceae
Exons: 6
Coding region: 48-809 (253 amino acids)
Molecular function (GO): hydroxyacylglutathione hydrolase activity
Source: RefSeq, a predicted model, not a curated record